AUGGCCGGCCCCCGACAGCCAGGUCUACGGGGGCCUGGGGUGCCUCCUGCCCCAUAUGUCUGCCCAUCUCUCCCACAGGUAGACCCCUACCUGCCCUACGAGUACACCUGUGAGGGGAUGCUGGAGCGAAUCCAUGCCUACAUCCAGCACCAAGACUUCUGUGCAGCCCCAGGCCCUGCUCCAGUAGGGGCCCGGGCCCCACUGAGUCCCUUCGUCCUGGCCCCCAAUGCCACCCACCUGGAGUGGGCCCAGAAUGCCAGCUUCGCCCCCGGGGCCUGGCCCCCAGCACACUCCCUCCGGGCCUGGCUGGCUACCGCUGGGAGGGCCUGCACGGACGUGUGCCUGGACCACGGGCUGAUUUGCGAGCCCUCCUUCUUCCCCUUCCUUAACAGCCAGGACGCCUUCCAGAGGCUGCAGGUGCCCUGUGACAGCACCGAGUCAGAGAUGAACCACCUGUACCCGGCCUUCGCCCAGCCCGGCCGCGAGUGCUUCCUGCAGAAGGAGCCUCUGCUCUUCAGCUGUGCGGGCUCCAGCACCAAGUACCACCGGCUCUGUCCCUGCCGAGACUUCCGGAAGGGCCAGGUGGCCUUAUGCCAGGACUGUCUGUGAGGGCGCCCACCCGUCUGGCCCUCCCUGCCGCCGGAGAAAGCACCAGCAGAUUCCGAGCUCCAGCGACCCGCCCUCCCCUCGACACCCCCACGCUGGAGCUUCUUCCUUGGCCAGGAAGUGGGCAGAGCAGACUCGUGCACAGGGUUAGGGGCGGGCCACUCAUCCACGGGCGGGGUGCCCGCCCCAGGCAGGCUCCUCGACCUCGUCUUGGGGCUCGUGGCAGCAUCGUGGCCAAGCAGCUCUGGGAUUGGUCAGGGGCCCCAAUGGCAGGAGCAGGUGGUCAGAGGCCCCUUGCUUUGUGCAAGGCCAAUCCUGGACCAGACUGAGGGCCCUGGUCCUUCUUGGGCCCAGGAUGGGGCCUCAGAAUGUAUGCGGAGGGAGCAGGGGCAGUGUGCCCGAUGGCCCACUGCAGGGUCCAGGGAGAGGGGAGUGAUGUGUGAGGGCUCAGUCUUGUCCCUCUGCGGUUGUUUGGGGUAUGGACAAAAGGAACAAGGGACUGGGGGACCCUGCUCAUGCCUGUUCAUGCCUCCUCUCAGCCCCACUCCUCCUGCCUUCGCCAUCUCCCCCUCCCCUCUAUACUUGGGGGGCGCAGCGGGAGUGGGGCGCCACCUAGCUCCUGGGUUGAACUGUUUCCCUCUCCUGCUUGCUCCGGCGCUCUCCACUUUGGGCUUCUCCCGAAACUCAUCUUGGCAUGACUGCGAUUCCAGGCCGUGGAUUUGUCCCCAGAGCCUCAGUCCCCAGCCCAGCAGGCUCUGGAACCCCACCCCCCAGCAUCUCGUGUAGGCAAAGGCUUGGGAUGGAGCUUCAGCCCCAUGGCACGCCUAGCCCAGCUCCUGGCGUCCCAGGCCUGCCAGCCCCCAGGUAGCCCCCACCCCCUCGAUGCUGCCCGUCCCCACCUCCAGCUUUCUCCAGCCUCAAACCACCUCUGGACCCAACUGUCCUCUCUGUAUGGUAUGCCUGAGCCCGGCCCCAGGAUGCCCUUUCCCCUCCUCCCCAUGCCCAGAGCCCUGCCUGAUUAAACUGGUAGGGCCUUCAGAGACACUGCCACCCCACCCCGUUUUAUAAUCCCACCCCCCCCACCAGGCAACUCCCCCCCACCCAGGCCUGCCCCUCCCCCCUGCCAGGGAGGCAGCCCAGGCCCUGAGAGCUGGCAGAGGGGAGCCAGCCCUCGGGCUGAGCAGGGGCCCUCCCAUCCAAGACCCCUCUCCGGGCCUGGGUGGCCCCUGCGGCCGCCGAAACUCAGUGGUCACCAAGGACCUGACCUGUCGGGGGAAAGCAAUAGAGACACUCUUUUCUCUCUCUCUUUUUUUAAAAAUUUAUUUCUUGAAAUAAUAAAUAUUUUAUUGGGA
Molecule: messenger RNA, 1958 nt
Organism: Leptonychotes weddellii (Weddell seal)
Lineage: Eukaryota; Metazoa; Chordata; Mammalia; Carnivora; Phocidae
Source: RefSeq, a predicted model, not a curated record